GGUGAGCGAGUGUCUGGAGGGGAGGACUCGGGAGCGCGACCAGCCGAGGGAUCGAUCGGAUUAAACUCGAUUUGAGUGAAAUUAACACAAAGGAGAGAAGAGCAACGCACACUAGUCGGCGAGGUCGCGGAUAGGAGACACGCCGGAGAAACAUUUCAUGAUAAAUAAAAACUUGAACUUUUUUCCUGUUUAUUUAUAUUUCAAACGAAAAAAGGACCACGGUGGAUUUUUUCAAGCAAGCGGAGAUACUAACCCCACUAACGAGGAGUUGAUUUGAUAAAAAAGCCCCAAAGUGACCGAGCUUGUUGGGAUUCAAGGAGGACCAUGGAGUAGCAGACUUCAGAUCAGCAGCUAACAGUUUAGCUCCUCACGGCACAACAGACAUCCCUCCAUCCAUUCGCUCCAUCCGUGGGCCCCCCACCCAGCCAUGGCGGACCCAGGGAUGUUGAGUUUGUUUGGGGAUGACGCAGGGUUGUUCUCAGAUGGCUUAGAUGGUUUAGGAGACUGUUUUCCUCAGCAGCCCACCCCAGGCCAGCCCAACCCUCUAGCCCAGCAGACUAAUCCCUCUCUGGGCCAUGAGCACCAGGCGGCUGGGGGUUACCAUCAGGGGAUGCUCCACAGUGCUGGACCCGGCCCGGGGCAGCCUAAACUGGGGCAGCUCUACGAUCAUGGUCCCUAUACGGGCUACGAUCAACCUGGGGCAUCCGGGGGAAGAAUGAUGACCCAGAAUGGCCCUAGCCAGGGGCAGCCAAAUGUUAACUCGGCCAUGAAUGGAAUGUCCGCCCGCUACCACAACAACCCCACUAACCCUGGCAACCCUCACCAUGGCUACCCAGGUGAUGCUGGGGGAGGAGGGGGUGGGGGUGGUGUUUGGGGUCAGCAGCAGCAGAGCCGAGCAACCUAUCAGCAGCCUCCGACGCAGCCAGGGGGCGGGCCCAACCAGAUGGGAGCCUAUCAGAUGUCACGGGGCGACUAUGGCGGAAUGCAAGGUCCGCCUGCUCCCAAUGCAGCACGUAUGAACCAACACUACCCUCCACAGAGCAUGGCACCCCCUCCUGCUCAGGACCCGGCUCACUACCUGGGGCAUGUUGGGAUGGGGGGGUCCCAGAUGAGACAUCCCCAGCCUCAGCCACAACCACAGGGCUACCCUAACAUGGGCCACACAACCCGAUACCCACACUCCCCCUCCCGGCAGCCUCCGCACCCCCACCAGCACCAUCAGGGCAUGGGAGGGUUCGGGGGUGGCCAGUACACUGGCUAUCAGGCGCAGUAUGGAGCCAUGGGCCAGGGGAUGGGCCCUGGCAUGGGCCAGGGUGCUAACGCUAAUGUCAGCGCUAACACCAGCCAGGCCAUGGGACCAGGGCAGUUGAGCCAGAGGUAUACCCAGGGAUCAGGCCCUGCAGCUGGGCCACAGGGGCAGCGAUAUCCCCCUGUACCGCCGCACCAAUCCCAACCCCAUCAGCCCCACCCUGCCCCAAUGCAGCAACAGCAGACAGGGCAGCAGGGUCAGCCUAUGCACCCCCAAAACCACCCCCAACACCCCCAGAAUUUGCCCCAGUCCCAAAACCAACCCCAGCCCCACCUUGCCCCCCCAGCUCAGGGAACAUACCCCUCCCCCUCAUCCAUGUCUCCCAUGCGGGGUUUGGGGACCCCGACUCCCCCUCCCCAGCAAGGCAGACCCCCAAGCGCAGGGCUAGCUGGACCACCAGAUGUUUCAGGGUACACAGCCCUCCAGUCUCCACCCAACCCCAUGGCCCUCCCACAGAGAAGCCCUCAGACUCCUCUGUCGGCCCCCCACCCCCAGACACACCCUCAACACCAGCAUCCCCACAACAUGCCCCCCAGCACAGGGCAAAUGUAUCCAGGCAUUGGGCCACAGCGUGGGCCCCAAAUCGGCCCAAAUCGGCCCCAGCACCAGCCACAGCAAGGCCCUCAUGAAGCUCCAGUCAGCCAAGGGGGGGACCAGCGUCUGCUCCAGGCCCAGCAGCAGGCCUCCAGAGGCGGGCAGCCACUGCAGCCGGCUUCCCUGGGCUUCCAGGGCCCACCUGUCAGUCAGCAUGGAGCCCUACCCCCAAACCAGGGCUUGGUGACGCCGGCCCAGAGCACUCAGACGCAGCACACACACCUGCCCCCCCACCACCUGCAGAGCACGCCACCUCCCCCAAGUCAGGCCUCCCACCCAUGGGCGCCUCCCCCUCCCAACGCCCACCCCCUCUCCUCACCCCCUCUCACCCCGCAGAAAGUGCCUCACAUACAGCAUUCCCCCAUGGACCCGUCAGGCGAUGCCAUGACGACAGUCCCUGAUAGGCCUAUGGUCACUGCCGGGGCUACCGGUCAGCCUAUCAGCACGGAGCAGCCCGGCGACCGGGACACCAAGCCAAAAAAGAAGAAGAAGAAGAAAGCAAAGGUAGUGGAGGAGGAGAAUGAAGAUGGCGGGAGGAAGACAGCAGGAGUGGAGGGAGGCGAGGAAGACAGAAAGCCAGAGUUCCCUGGGACAGGAAGUGAUGUGGGGGAGCACGCAACUGGCGGAGGAGUGGCAGAGGGAGCUUCGCCUCCAGUGGAGGAGAAGAAGAAGCGGAAAAAGAAACCAAAGGAGAAGGCAGAGGGCAAGGAGCCCAAAGAGCCCAAGACCCCCAAGACGCCCAAAACCCCCAAAACACCCAAGACCCCCAAAGAGCCCAAGGAGCCGAAGGAGAAGAAGGCAAAGAACUCCACGCCCAAGACCAAGAACCCUAAGAAAACCAGCAGUAAGAAGGCCGAGUCAGAGGGCGGGGCUAGUGCAACGAAGAAGGAUUCCAAGAGGAAGAGAGAGUCAUCAAUCAGCGAUGAUGUGGAGGUGAAGUCUCCGCCCCCCUCGCCUGCCGAGGAGGAAGACGAUGACGGUGUACAGAAGCGUCGUUCCAGCCGUCAGGUGAAGAGGAAGAGGUACACCGAGGAUCUUGAGUUCAGGAUAUCCGAGGAAGAUGACAGUGGCGACGACUCCCCAGCACCCAAAUCACCAUCCUCUUCAUCACAGCAACAGGAUGUGGCCGAAGCUGAGGGGCCUGUGGUGGAGAAGAUCAUGGGCAUACGCACCACCAAGAAACAGCUGGAGUCGGGAGAGGAAGUGGAGGUGGAGGAGUUCUAUGUCAAGUUUAAGAGCUUUUCAUACCUGCACUGUCGCUGGGCCGACGUGGAGGAGCUGGAGAAGGACAAGAGAAUCCAUCAGAAAGUCAGGAGGUUUAAGGCCAAGCAGCAACUCAACAGCUUCAUUACUGAGAUGGACGAUGAGCCUUUUAACCCAGACUACGUGGAGGUGGACCGAGUUCUGGACGUUUCAGAGAGCACAGAUGAAAACGGAGAGACGGUGACCUUGUAUCUAGUUAAAUGGUGCAGUCUGCCUUAUGAAGACUCCACCUGGGAGCUGAAGGCCGACAUUGACCAGUCCAAGAUAGAGGAAUACGAACGCAUCGCAGCACGCACACCCAACACUAAGAGAGUGGAACGCCCUCCUACUGCCGAUUGGCAGAAGUCGGAGAGCUCCAGGGAAUACAGGAACGGCAACGCACUCAGGGAGUACCAGCUAGAAGGGCUGAACUGGCUAUCCUUCAACUGGUACAACAAACGUAACUGUAUCUUGGCUGAUGAGAUGGGCCUGGGGAAGACCAUCCAGUCCAUAACAUUCCUCUAUGAGAUCUACAUGAAGGGCAUUGAGGGGCCAUUCCUGGUCAUUGCCCCGCUCUCCACCAUCCCCAACUGGGAAAGAGAGUUCAGGACCUGGACCGAACUCAAUGUGGUGGUCUACCACGGCAGCCAGGCCAGCCGCAAGACCAUCCAGGCCUAUGAGAUGUACUAUAGAGACGCACAGGGUAAGAUAAUAAAGGGAGCCUAUCGUUUCCAUGCUGUGAUAACGACCUUUGAGAUGAUUCUGACAGACUGUCCGGAGCUUCGUAAUGUUCCAUGGCGCUGUGUGGUAAUAGAUGAAGCUCACCGACUCAAAAACAGGAAUUGCAAACUACUGGAGGGACUCAAGAUGAUGGACAUGGAACACAAGGUUCUGUUAACAGGGACUCCCCUCCAGAACACAGUGGAGGAGCUCUUCAGCCUGCUUAACUUCCUGGAGCCUGACCGAUUCCCCUCUGAACAAACCUUCAUGACUGAGUUUGGAGACCUCAAGACCGAAGAACAGGUCCAGAAACUGCAGGGCAUUCUGAAGCCCAUGAUGUUGAGGAGACUGAAGGAGGACGUGGAGAAGAACCUGGCUCCUAAGGAAGAGACCAUCAUCGAGGUGGAGCUGACCAACAUCCAGAAGAAAUACUAUCGGGCCAUUCUGGAGAAGAAUUUCUCCUUCUUGUCUAAAGGAGGUGCAGGAGGAAGUGGUGGAGGAGGAGCCAACGUCCCCAACCUCCUUAAUACUAUGAUGGAGCUGAGGAAAUGCUGCAACCAUCCCUACCUCAUCAAUGGAGCAGAGGAGAAGAUCGUGGAGGAGUUCAGGGACUCCCAUGGUGGUGGGGCUGACAUGCCCGACUUUGCCCUCCAGGCCAUGAUCCAGGCCGCUGGAAAGCUGGUGCUGAUCGACAAGCUGCUGCCCAAACUGAAGGCCGGUGGCCACCGAGUUCUGGUGUUCAGUCAGAUGGUCCGCUGUCUAGACAUCCUGGAGGACUACCUCAUCCAGAGACGCUAUCCUUACGAGCGUAUAGACGGCAGAGUGCGUGGUAACCUGCGGCAAGCGGCCAUCGACCGAUUCUCCAGACCAGACUCGGAUCGCUUCGUCUUCCUUCUGUGCACGAGGGCCGGGGGCCUCGGCAUCAACUUGACCGCUGCAGAUACCUGCAUCAUUUUUGACUCUGACUGGAACCCUCAGAAUGACCUGCAGGCCCAGGCCAGGUGUCAUCGUAUUGGUCAGUCCAAGGCGGUGAAGAUCUACCGCCUGAUCACCAGGAACAGCUACGAGAGGGAGAUGUUUGACAAGGCCAGUCUGAAGCUGGGGUUGGACAAGGCCGUUCUCCAGAGCAUGAGUGGCCGAGAGAACGCCAACAACGGGGUCCAGCAGCUGUCCAAGAAGGAGAUCGAGGACCUGCUGAGGAAGGGAGCAUACGGAGCGCUGAUGGACGAGGAGGACGAGGGCUCAAAGUUCUGCGAGGAGGACAUCGACCAGAUCCUCCAGAGGCGAACCCAAACCAUCACUAUAGAGUCAGAGGGCAAGGGCUCUACCUUCGCUAAGGCUAGUUUUGUUGCAGCGGGUAACAGGACAGACAUUUCUCUGGAGGAUCCUGACUUCUGGCAGAAAUGGGCUAAGAAGGCCGAACUGGAUCUGGACGCUAUCAAUGGGCGGAACACACUGGUGAUUGAUACGCCCAGGAUCAGGAAGCAGACGCGCCACUACAGCAGUGUCAAAGAGGACGAAAUGCUGGAGUUCUCAGAGCUGGAGAGUGAUGCAGACGAACCGAGCAAGCCGCUGUCCAAACCACGGCGGCCCCAGGACAGAGCCCAGGGCUACCCCCGAUCUGAGUGUUUCAGAGUGGAGAAGAACCUGCUGGUCUAUGGUUGGGGAAGGUGGAGUGACAUCCUGUCCCAUGGUCGUUUCAAGCGCCCCCUACGGGAGGUUGAUGUGGAAACCAUCUGUCGUGCCCUACUGGCUUACUGCCUACUGCAUUACCGUGGCGACGAAAAUAUCAAAGGUUUCAUCUGGGACUUGAUUGCCCCGAGCGAGGAUGGGACAACCAAGACACUGACCAACCACUCUGGUCUCUCGACCCCAGUACCUCGAGGCAGGAAGGGGAAGAAGGGGAAGCCCCCGCCCCCACCUCCCCAAACCCCACGAGCUGAUUGGCUGACCAGCUGCAACCCAGACCAAUUACUGCAGGAGGACAGCUACAAGAGACACCUGAAACAUCACUGUAACAAAGUGUUGCUGAGGGUGAGGAUGCUGUAUUAUCUGAGACAGGAAGUCAUAGGCGACCAGGCCGAGCGCAUUCUGGAAGGAGCAGACUCCAGUGAGCUUGAUAUCUGGAUUCCUCAGCCUUUCCAUGCUGACGCGCCAGCUGACUGGUGGGACAGUGAAGCUGACAAAUCGCUGCUCAUUGGAGUCUUCAAACAUGGCUAUGAGAAGUACAACUCCAUGCGAGCCGACCCCUCCCUGUGUUUCUUGGAGCGGGUGGGCAUGCCGGACGCCAAGGCCAUCGCUGCCGAGCAGAGGGGCUCCGACAUGAUAGCAGAUGGCGUCGAGGGUGAGGAUGAGGAUCCUGAGUACAAACCACUGAGGAUGCCUUUUAAAGAUGACCUGGAUGACUUCACCAACUCUCCUCUAGACGAAAAGGAUGACAACAUGGAGGGAGAUGCUGAAGCAAAAUCAAGUGAAAAUGGUCGAGGUGGAGUCACUGGGGGCGGGUCCUCUGGCACCAACGAGCGUCUCUAUUGGCCCGUGGCCUCUGCUCUGACCGCCCGCCUGCGUCGUCUCAUCACGGCCUAUCAGCGCUCUAACCGGAGAGAGCAGCUCCGCCAAGAGGCCCUAAGCCGGCCUGACGGUCGCCGCCGCCGCCGCAGAGAGUUCCAUCCUUCCAUCGCCAUGGUUACUGAAGCAGGAGGAGGGGCGACUUACAUCCAAGAGGGAGGACCAGGCGUGUUCAUGGCAGAAGGAAGCCCGUAUUUGGCCAAGGGAAGUCCUUAUUUGGCUAAAGGCGGACAGUACAUGCCAGAGGCUGCAGCAGUAGCAUCUCAUGCUGCCCUGAUGGCUGAUGGAGCCAUGUACUACAAGGAGAGAAGGCAAAGAUGGACUCGACGUGAAGAAGCCGAUUUCUACCGUGUGGUGUCCACCUUCGGCAUUGUCUACGACACCCAGCAUCAGAGAUUUGAUUGGACACAGUUCAGGGCUUUUGCCCGAUUGGACAAGAAAACAGACGAGAGCCUGGAGAAGUAUUACUACUCGUUCAUCGCUAUGUGCAAGCGGGUCUGCCGCAUGCAAGUUAAGACUGAUACAGAACUCCCAGACCCUACUCUGAUCAUCGACCCCAUCACAGAGGAGCGUGCCUCCCGCACCCUGUACCGCAUCGAGCUUCUCCGCCGCAUUCGAGAGCAGGUCCUUCCUCAUCCACUGCUCUCUGAGCGCCUCCAACUCUGCCAGCCCUCCCCAGACCUCCCAGAGUGGUGGGAGUGUGGCCGUCACGACCGGGACCUCCUUCUGGGUGCCUCCAAACAUGGAGUGAGCCGUACCGACUAUCACAUCUUAAAUGAUCCCAGCUUGGCCUUCCUCGAGUCCCAUCAUCGCUUCAUUAACCAGCGAGGAGCCGGUACUGGAAUGGGAUCCCAGGGAGAGAUCACCAAAGCCACUGUGGGAGCAGCGGAAAAUGCUUCUGAUCCCCUCCUCACCCCCGCAGAGCUGGUCAGUGCUGCAGCCGCUGCAAGUGCUGCCAUUAAGGUGGCUAAAGAGGAGGCCGAGGAGGAGGGAGAAGUAAAGGAGGUGAAGACAGAGGAAGGAAGUGUAGAGGAGGAGGUUAAGACGGAGGCAGAGGGAGAAAAUGCCAACGACAUUCCAUGUACCAAGACUGAAAAUCCUGACAAAGAGGACGAGAAGGAGGGAGAUGAGAAAGAAAAACCUGCCGCCUCGCCAAAGGAAGUGACAAAAGAAGAGGAGGUGGCACAGCCAAAAGGAGAAAAAGAAGAGGAGGAGCUGAAAGAGGAGCUGAAUGGAGGAGAGAAGAGUUGCAAACUUGAAGACGACCAAGAUAAAGACACAAGAGAUGAGAAGGAGAGUUUGACUCUUGUUGACUCUCUCAGGGACCAGAAAGAGGCGACCACUGAGCUACCAGAACAUUCUGCUGCUUCUCCCAAAGCACAAACAGCCAACAAGAAGGCAGAGGAGGAGGAUGAAGAGGAGAAGGAGAGGGAGAGCCCUGAAACACCCAAAUCUCCCAAGCCAGCCGGCCCAGAGAAGAGCCCAGAGGAUGAGGAGGAGGAGAGGUUGGAUGAAGAUGACAAGUCAGAGAAAUCAUCUCAGGCUGAGGCAAGCGCUGCGUCAGAGCAGAAGAACUUUGAUGAGGAGAGUAUCGCCUCUCUGAGCACAUCGGCCCGAGACGAGACCAGAGAUGGCUUUUGCCCCGACGACCUGCCAGAAAACUCUGCCCUGCAGGCGCUUCAGGAGCGCACCUACGCCUUCUCUUUCUGGCCUAAGGAUCGAGUGAUGAUCAACAGGAUGGAUAACAUAUGCGAGGCCAUCCUGAAGGGCAAGUGGCCCGUCAACAGGCGCCACCUCUUUGAUUUCCCCAGCAACCUGUUGCCAGGGUAUGGGUCCACAGCAACCCCUGUGGCUGCAGCCACAGCGACAGAGAGCCCGCUGCAGAGGCGGAGCUUGGCAGAGCUGACGAUGGGCGGCACCCAUACGCCCUACAGUACCAGUGAAGAUAUAACACUAUCGCCACAGGUUCAUGAGGACGCUCUGAGCCUGACUGCGCCUCGUCAGAGGAGGAGGAGGAGGAGGAAGGUGGAGAUCGAAGCAGAGAGGGCAGCCAAGAGACGCAACCUGAUGGAGAUGGUGGCCCAGCUCAGAGAGAGCCACGCUGCCGCAGAGUCCCAGAGUCAGGCUAUAGACCUCACUAAGGGCAUUCACCAUCACCACAAGGCGUCUUCCUCACUGGCUGGCUUCCCCAGCGCCUUGGCGACAAGCCCCUCCCUCAAGGCCCAGAUGGAGCUGCUACAGCAGGCCCCGCCCCCCGGCCACAGAGCCAAUGGCUCAUUGGAGUCCGACCUGCCCAUCAUGAGGAGGCGGCGUGGCCGCAGGAAAAAUGUGGAGGGCCUGGAGCUGCUGUUCAUGGGGAGCAAGAGAGCAGGAGGGGAUGAGGCUGAAGGGACCAAGGUUCCAGGCGUGGAGGGGGUCCAGGAUACUGCCCGUGCCCACAGACCCCUCACUGUUCCUGGGCAGAGCCCCAGCACCCGGCCACCUGCCUCCACAGGUCUGGAGGAAGGAGAAGCAGCAGCUACUAACAAAGAGCUGAGAGACUGGCUCAGGCAGCACCCAACUUACACCAUGGACAUGGCUGGAUUCACACCAAAGAGCGAGGAGUUACUGCUGUCCCAGUUCUCUAAGCCCAAGCAGAAGCGGCAUCGCUGUCGAAACCCUAACAAGAUUGACAUCAACACUCUGACUGGAGAUGAGAGAGUCCCUGUGGUCAACAGACGCAACGGACGCAAGAUGGGUGGGGCCAUGGCUCCACCAAUGAAGGAGCUCCCCAGAUGGCUACUGGAGAACCCAGAGUUUGCAAUUGCUCCUGAUUGGACAGACAUCGUCAAGCAAUCAGGUUUCCUCCCAGAGGCCAUGUUUGACCGCCUGCUGACGGGCCCAGUGGUUAGGGAGGAGGGGGCUCGUCGUCGGGGACGACGGCCCAAAUCUGAGAUUGCCAAGGCAGCAGCUGCCGCACAGGUAGCAGCAGCUCAAGCUGCUCAGGCGUCACUGGCCUCUGCUGCUUCAUCCACAGGAGGCAUCAACCCUCUGCUGUUGAACAGUCUGUUUGGUGGGAUGGACCUGUCGUCCCUCCAGAGCCUCCAGUCGCUCCAGUUGGCUGCCGGUCUGAUGGCCUUCCCUCCUCCCACCGACCCAAAGCAGGCUGCUGCCAGUGCCGCUGCCGCCUCCAUGCUGCCCCUCAUGCUGCCCGGCAUGGGAGGCCUGCCCAACAUGGCCGCCGCUAUACCCAACAUGUUUGGCCUAGGCGGUCUGUUCGGAGGUAACCUGGCAGCCGCAGCCACUGCCGCGGCAACUAAUGCUGCAGUCACUGGAGCAUCAGGAAGCGCCAACGGAACGGUGGAGGAAGAGGGCGGAGAGGGUGAAGAGACGACGGCAAAGAGGAAGAGAGAGGGAGAUGACAAGGAGGUAGAGCAUGGCAAAGAGGUGGGAGAGGAGGGAGAGCCAGAGGGAAAGGAGGAAGCAGGGAAAAAGGCAAAAAAGAGGAAGACGGAGAAAGAGGGCGAGGGAGAGGCAGACAAAAUGGAGAAAUCCAGCGAUGACGUCACUGCGGCUUCUCAGAUCCCCGCCGCUGAUUCAGCAUCUGACCCAUCCGUCAACGGCGACGCCGCCGCCCUCUUGGCAGCAGCGGGCAUGUCUGCCAAUUCCCUGGCGUUCAACCCCUUCCUCCUCUCCACAAUGGCCCCCGGCCUCUUCUACCCCUCCAUGUUCCUACCUCCAGGCUUGGCAGGGCUCAGCCUGCCCGGCUUCUCCGCCGCCUCCGCCUCCACGCUGGCUGAGCUUCAGAGCGCCAUGGCUGGAGCCCUGGGGGGCAACACCGUGACCGUGAACCCCCCGAGAGACGAGAAGAAGGCACAGGCGGAGGAGGAGGGCGAAGAGGAGGGGGAGGAGGAGGACAAGGCAAAAGCUGCAGGAGAGGAGGCGCAGGGCGAAGGCGAGAGUGACUUGGCUGAGGAGAGUAGAGUGGAGGAGGAGGCAGGAGGCAGCGAGGAUUCAGCUGUGGAGGAUGGAGGGAGGGCCGUGCGGGGAGAGCGCUCUCCUCACGGCGGCAGCGGCAGCGCAGCGGCCGAGGCCGGAGGAGGCGGCUUGUCUCUCGUGGGCAGGGUGAAGGAGACGCUGCUCACAGAGUCUGGAACCAAGUGUCAGCAAUCUGACAGCAAGAUGACGUGUCACUUCCUGCUCUCUGUGGUUGUCAUGGAGAGGCUGGAGCUCCGUUGCCCCAGCGAUAAAGAGCCAUCUGCCGUCGGCAUGACGACCCACCACCAGGCCACCGCCACAGCAACUGUGAUUGAUCGCCCUCAGAGAGAGACAAGGCGCCUGUACCGACGUGACGGAGGACUUCCUGUGAUGUGA
Molecule: messenger RNA, 10786 nt
Organism: Myripristis murdjan (pinecone soldierfish)
Lineage: Eukaryota; Metazoa; Chordata; Actinopteri; Holocentriformes; Holocentridae
Gene: chd7
Product: chromodomain helicase DNA binding protein 7
Exons: 44
Coding region: 428-10786 (3452 amino acids)
Molecular function (GO): ATP binding; protein binding
Source: RefSeq, a predicted model, not a curated record